GAAAAGUUAGAACUAGAGCCUGAUGUAAAUUGGGAGCUUCGGGUUUGCCAGCACCUGCAAUUGGUUUUUAGCCACACUUGUAAUUUGACGAUGCGUCGAUGCCAUGGUGCUCUAAGUUGUUGAGUUGAGUGAGUGUUUACACUUCGCAGCUUACAGUCUGAUGGCUGUACAGUUUUCUUGUGUCUGGAUCAAUGGUCCCGCUGCGCCAUUAACGGGCGCUCGUUACCUUCACUGCGGGAGAAGCUCCUCUCCCUCAGCUCUCUCUGCGGCUGCUUGUGCUUCUUUUCCUUCAUCUUCUAUCCAGAUUGUUGGUGGAAAAACAAACGGAGUUCUCUUAAAUGAGAGCUCAAAACUUUGCGCUACUUCAGAGGGAUGCCAAAAAAAGUAUGAUUGGAAUGAUAUGGAGACCGAACUCUAUUACUGGACAAAACAAUUAAGACCAGUUCAGUGGUAUCCUGGUCAUAUUGCAAAAACUGAGAAAGAGCUCAAGGAACAGCUGAAACUGAUGGAUGUUGUUAUAGAGGUUCGAGAUGCAAGAAUUCCAAUGUCAACAACCCAUCCACAGAUGGAUUCAUGGAUAGGUAAUAAAAAACACAUUUUAGUUCUCAACCGGGAGGACAUGAUAUCCAAGGCUGAUCGGAAUGCUUGGGCUGCUUAUUUCGCAAGUCAAGGAAUAAAAGUUGUGUUCUCCAACGGACAACUUGGAGUGGGCACCAUGAAACUAUGUCGCCUGGCAAAAACAUUAGCUGAUAGUGUGAACAUAAAGCGCCGGGCGAAAGGGUUACUUCCUCGUCCAGUUCGAGCAGGAAUUGUUGGGUAUCCAAAUGUUGGUAAAUCAUCUUUAAUCAAUCGUUUACUGAAGCGUAGGAUGUGUCCUGCUGCUCCAAGACCAGGUGUUACUCGAGAACUGAAGUGGGUCCGUUUUGGGAAAGAUUUAGAGUUACUGGAUUCUCCUGGGAUAAUUCCGAUGAGAAUUACUGACCAGACAUCGGCAAUAAAGCUUGCCAUAUGCGAUGAUAUUGGGGAAAGAUCCUAUGAUGUAGCAGAUGUUGCUGCUAUUCUAGUACAAAUGUUGUCAAGCCAUCCUACAUUAGGCAACAAAGUUAGGGACCGCUACAAAAUGGAGAUUGAUGGUCACUGUGGUAAACUAUUCGUGCAGGAACUUGCGGUUCAAUUAUUCAAUGGAGACAAGCACCAAGCCUCAUUCCGUAUAUUGUCAGAUUUCAGAAAGGGGAAGUUCGGGUGGGUAUCCCUAGAGAGACCACCACGGUAGGAAUAUGGUGGUGCCUUGUUCAUGUUUGAUUAUCCAUUAAUUUUGUACAGAACCCGUUUUGUACGGCAAGUUUUGCAAGAGGGUUGGUUUAGGAAAAAAAAAAGUCUUCCAAGCAGCUUUUGCAUAGUUCAAGACAACAUUUCCUCCUUAAUGUUCUGCCUCCCAAAUGAUCUUACUUCUUCGUUCCGAGAAGCUAUAUAGGACCAUCACAAAUUUGC
Messenger RNA from Cuscuta epithymum, 1491 nucleotides. NCBI's taxonomy places the organism in Eukaryota, Viridiplantae, Streptophyta, Magnoliopsida, Solanales, Convolvulaceae. The record is from the annotation of a GenBank genome assembly.